Messenger RNA from Helicoverpa armigera (cotton bollworm), 2053 nucleotides. Its product is annotated as lactosylceramide 4-alpha-galactosyltransferase. Gene Ontology annotation, biological process: glycosphingolipid biosynthetic process. The transcript has 3 exons. NCBI's taxonomy places the organism in Eukaryota, Metazoa, Arthropoda, Insecta, Lepidoptera, Noctuidae. Bases 100 to 1101 code for a protein of 333 amino acids. The record is from RefSeq and is a predicted model, not a curated record. Gene Ontology annotation, molecular function: hexosyltransferase activity.
AUUUAAAAAAAAAACACUUGAGUGCAGUAUUUGUUUUGUAACUGUACAUCACACCCAAUUUUAAAAUAACCGCUCGUAUUAAUUGUAGUUGAAAAUAAAAUGGCCAGAACUUUUAUGUCCAGGCUCUGGCUUUAUUUGACUGCUGCAGCCGUAUUCAUACUAAUACUAAUAAUCAUUAAAGGUAUCAUCUAUUCCAUCAUUGAAGACUCGUUGCCGUCCGCAGAAGACCCGAGCUUUGUUCCGGGUGCAAAGUCAAUAUUCUUCCACGACACAUCUUGCCGAGGCGGCCUGACUAUACGUCAAGCGUGUUCGGUAGAAGCAGCCGCCAGAGCACACCCUGAGCACAUUAUCUACGUGCUGUUCAGCUGUCCAGUCACCAACUACGCGCAGAAGACGACCUGCCUCGCGACGCUCCUCGAAUUCCCCAAUGUGAAGUUUCUGAGAGUCGACAUUACUGAAUUUUCCAAAGGAACAGCCGUGCAGUCUAUAGUACUCAACGAUAUAAAACUUGGUCUAUACCCAAAACAGCAUGCAGCCGACAUACUGAGAAUGUUGACUCUCAACAAAUGGGGUGGCAUAUAUCUGGACACAGACAUGAUUGUGACGAGAUCUUUAGAGCAUUUUCCGAAGAAUUUUGUCGCUAAAGAAAAUCUAAAUGACGUCGCUUCGGGCAUCUUGUCUUUUGCAAAAGACGGAAUUGGUGCCAACAUAACUAAUAAAAUUCUCGAAAUCAUGGGCCAAGACUAUAACCCAACGGGUUGGUCAACUUUUGGUCCAGCAGCCAUAGACAAGGUGCUGAAAAUGUCCUGCCCUCAGCUGAUUCACUCGGCCAACUACCAGACAGCCCCCAUGAGUAACUGUCAUGGCAUUACAGUGUUCACCUCCGAGUUGUUCUAUCCAUAUUACUACACGGAGAUCGAAGAUAUAUUUAGUGCUCCAACAGAAGAUUUCCACUUGGAAGAACCUUACGCUUACCAUAUGUGGGACUUCGUGACGCAUAACAUAUCUAUUCACAAAGACACGGUGUACGAAAUUGUUGCUGGCGCCUUCUGCCCUACGAUCCAUGACACGUACAGAGAUGAAUUUUGUGUAGUAGUUUGAGCAGUAGAUUUAGUGGUUUGGAAUAUACAUAUUAUUUUCUGUUUGCCAGAGCUUUGUUUCACUUUGGUGCGCAACCAUUUUUCUGUAGAAAUUAUUUUUGAAGCGUGAUUUGUAUCUUCAGUGAUAUAUUUUUAUUUUGCUGUUUCUUUAAACUAACUUAAAGUUUAAAUGACGCAAAAUAUUCACAACAUCAUAACAUAACAUUUGACACAACACAUAACAUUUGACAUUAACGAUAGGCUGAUGAUGAUGAUGAUGAUGAUAACAUUUGACAAACAAACAAAUAACAUUUGAGCGUAAUAUUAAUGAAGGUAUCUAAUUACAUUACCUAAGUAGGUAGGUACUACUAGGUAUGCAUUGGGAAACUAAUAAAUAUUGUGCAUUUACGUUUUAUGUGUUUUUUUUUUUUUUAUCAAACGGUUUUAUUUAGCUCACCCCGUUUGUUUUAUUAUUUUAUUCUUGGGUCAAAUUUAGUAAUUCAAAUUUCACCUUCUUUCUGUCAACCGAUUAAUCUGAAAUUUUGUAUACUUACACCUUUAAUACUGAUGACAAUACAAUAUAGUAAUAUCAAUAACAUUGUAAAUCCAAUAUGGCCGCCGGCACAAAAUGGCGGAUUACCUAUUUUUCCACAACCCCUUCAAUAUGGGUAUCAAAUGAAAGGGCUACACAAGUAGAAUACUGUCAGCAACCCCAGCGGAGCCCAACAAGGCCAAGGCCUGCCUGUUCGAAAUUGUUCGAAAGAGUUACCGUGGCCCAGGUAUCUACAUUCAAGGCCUACGACGAAACAUAACUGUUUUUAGUCAGUAAGAGUCUGGCACUCCCUUACCGCUGCUGACCCAGGGAGGGGUCACUACUAAAAACUAGAAAAUAAAAAAUCCGUAAAAAAACUAAGUUAAACGGUUUUAUUUUAUGUGCACUGAAAACUAGAAAAUAAAAAAAAAAUACUUACCUG